AGACGGAGAGAAGCCACGCGACUCGCUGGGACCAGUGCUGACCCUUGCCGCACAAGAUGACAGCAAGAGACGGGCCCCAAGAUAGGUACAAAGCUGUCUGGCUGAUUUUCUUCAUCCUCGGCCUGGGAACGCUGCUGCCGUGGAAUUUCUUCAUGACCGCCAGGGAGUAUUUCAUCGGCCGCCUCGCGGAGCCGGAGGAGCUGAGAAGCUUCAGGAACCAGAGCGGUGAGGCUGCCUUGGCGCCCUCCUACCUGCCGUCCAUGUUUGACAACUUCAUGACCCUCUGCGCCAUGGUGCCCCUCCUCAUCUUCACCUGCCUCAACUCCUUCAUCCACCAGCGGAUACCCCAGCAGAUCCGCAUCUCGGGCAGCCUGGUGGCCAUCGGGCUGGUGUUUUUAGUCACCGCAAUCAUGGUGAAGGUUGCCAUGGAGCCUCUUCCCUUCUUCGUCUUUACCAUGAUCAGCAUCAUCUUCAUCAACUCCUUCGGCGCCAUCCUCCAGAGCAGCCUCUUUGGGCUGGCAGGGCUCCUGCCCGCCAGCUACACGGCUCCCAUCAUGAGCGGGCAGGGCCUGGCGGGCACCUUUGCCGCGUUGGCGAUGAUCUUCAGUAUCGCCAUUGGCGCCCAGCAACCCGAGAGCUUCAUCGGUUACUUCACCACGGCCUGUGUGGCGAUCGUGCUGGCAAUCAUCUCCUACAUCCUUCUGCCUCGCAUGGAUUUCUUCCGAUACUACUCCAUGAAGGACAAGACCGAGUACUGUGUGUACAACGCAGAGCUGGAGACCAAGAGGGACCUGAUUAAGAAAGACGAGCCCAAUGGGAUGGAGCAGAAUAACUCAAAGGUCAUCCCUAUCCACAACCCUGAUGAGAAGCCCUCGGUCAUCGCUAUUUUUAAGAAGCUCUGGGUCAUGGCCGUGUCCGUCUGCUUUGUCUUCACGGUCACCAUCGGCGUCUUUCCUUCCAUCACAGCCAAGGUGUCCACUGUCCUCGGGGAGGGAAACGGAUGGG
Molecule: messenger RNA, 1005 nt
Organism: Leptosomus discolor (cuckoo roller)
Lineage: Eukaryota; Metazoa; Chordata; Aves; Leptosomiformes; Leptosomidae
Source: RefSeq, a predicted model, not a curated record